GAUAUAUAUCCCACUGCACAACCAUCUCUUGCUAUCUUUCUGCAGCUAGCUAGCAAUGGGCAAUUGCUUUCCAUGGCCGAACUUCAAUAUAUUUAGAAAAAGAAAAAGUUUUGAAACUGAUGGCAAAAUCACGGAGUACAAAAAGCCUAUGCUUGUUAAAGAUAUACUGAUAAACUUCUCUGGUUAUGGUGUCAGUAUCUCAAAGAAGCCAUUGCAAGCUCUUCCUUACAAUUAUAAAUUAAAGAUCGGUUAUGUUUAUUAUCUAUUUCCGGCGUCCGGUGUUAGUGAUGGUGGUGAUUCAGUUACGGCGGCCACUGGUACUACCACUGAGAGAAUUAAACUGAUCAUAACAAAGCAAGAGCUUCAAGAAUUACUGUCAAACAAAAUAUCAGCGGAGGAAAUGUGCCUGUUGGGUGUUAAUAACGAAGAUGAUGAUAAAUGGCGUGGAACUAACUCUUCAUCAAGGUGGCGGCCGGUGCUUGAAACUAUUCCUGAAGGAAGUUAAUAGCAAUAGGGCCCGAUGGGCGAUGACAAAGAUGAAUUUAUGAAGUUAAUUUUUUUAAUUGUAUUUAAUUUUUUCUUUUAGCAAUGAUAACCUAUGUUCAAGAACUGUUUAGCAAUUAUAAUCACAAUUAUAACCUGAAAGUUAAUGAUAU
Molecule: messenger RNA, 656 nt
Organism: Jatropha curcas
Lineage: Eukaryota; Viridiplantae; Streptophyta; Magnoliopsida; Malpighiales; Euphorbiaceae
Source: RefSeq, a predicted model, not a curated record